AUGAAAGAAAAGUUAAAGCAAGUCAAAAUACUCACAGUACAUCAUCAUUCAAGUUAUUGGUGUCGACCCGAUAAAUUCCCUUCAUUCUUCUUACCCAAUCUGAUCACACUGGAUAUACAAGUAGAUGAAGAGUAUUAUAAUCAUUUGCACGAUCGAACUAGAACACCUGCACCGACAUCCAACUCAUCCUGUCCAUUACUCUUAGAAUUCAAACCGAAGAAUCUGAUUGUACGGAUGAACGGACUUGAAAGAGUGAUAUAUGGAUAUGGAGGAGUACCGUCAGGCAUAUUCGACAAGGUCGAUAAUGUGUUUCUCAUACCGAGAGUCGGUAAAGGGGACAUAGCUUAUUUCGAUCCGUAUGAGGGAUUACCUAGACCACCCCCUUCAAGGAUCAAAUCAAUCACUAUCAUCUAUAAGAUUGCCCCGGAUUGUACUACAUCUGCAGAAGUAUCGAUGAAGCAACGUAGAAAAGGCAAUAGAUACGCAAAUUUACAAAAGAUGGUAGAAGAUCUCGGAGAUAGCGAGAUCAUUCUUACAAUAGUACUUCAGCGUUAUCUAAGUGAGGGAGUCGAAGAAGAGAUGCAACAAGCGAUAGAGACUCAUUUAGAUGGGCUGCCGGAAAAGUGGUGGCCCCAAGAGAAGAAAGAGAAACGAAAGAAGAUGGUAGAAGUUUUGAGCUUGGAGAGGUGGGUCGAGGAGAGAAGGAGAUGGGAAGUUCAGUUUGAUGAACAUGAGGUAUGGGAUUGGCAAGACGAAGGUGGGAUUUUGUAA
Messenger RNA from Kwoniella botswanensis, 771 nucleotides. RefSeq lists its product as uncharacterized. The transcript has a single exon. Lineage: Eukaryota; Fungi; Basidiomycota; Tremellomycetes; Tremellales; Cryptococcaceae. Bases 1 to 771 code for a protein of 256 amino acids. The record is from RefSeq and is a predicted model, not a curated record.